Messenger RNA from Sander lucioperca (pikeperch), 2920 nucleotides. It is a transcript of the gene psg4, whose product is annotated as B-cell receptor CD22. The record is from RefSeq and is a predicted model, not a curated record. Bases 120 to 1844 code for a protein of 574 amino acids. The transcript is spliced from 9 exons. Lineage: Eukaryota; Metazoa; Chordata; Actinopteri; Perciformes; Percidae.
GAGGAAGCAUUAAAGUGAAGUCAUAGUACAAGGAGCACAAUGAAACACUCCAACUUCCCCCUCUUUGCUCCUCUCUUCAUCCUCACCUCUGUCUGUGCUGGCAGAGCAGGGUUGCAGUCAUGCAUGUGGACACUGUCUUUCUUGUGUGUCCUCUGAUUUUUGCAGCAGCUCUGUGGAGGAGGGUCCAGGCUGUCUCCCCUGUGCCCUCAGUCCCGGACCAUGUCCAAGCCCUGGUGGGCUCCUGUGUGGUGAUUCCCUGUUCUUUCACUCCUCUAGCUCCUCAUCCUCUCCGGGGGAGGAAGGAGAGGGUGGAUGUACGUCUGAGGUUCAGAGGUGGUGGUCGCUUCUUCCCUCUCCGCAGCACCGCUUUUAACAGCGAAGACAGAGAUCAAGUGAGCCGGGAUUUCCAAGGCCGGACGUCCCUCUUUGGGCGAAUCCCAGAUGGAGACUGCUCAGUGAAGAUCGAAAGGAUCAGCCAGGAUGACUCACGGGGGUUUGAGAUCGCUCUGAAGAGAGGUGAUGACUUACUUUGGGGGCAGCCAGUGAGCUUCAAUCUGGAUGUUGUGGACACCCCUGAGGCUCCUGUCAUCAGCGGCAUGUUGUCAGCCACAGAGGGACAGCUGGUCACUCUGAACUGCUCCGUCAGCUAUCACUGCCCCUCCAGACCUCCUUCCCUGCAGUGGAGCUGGGAGAGAGGAGCCCAGCUGAACAGCACUGAGCCAGGGGAGGUACAGACACUCCACCCAGAGCCCCACAGACCAAUGUUACUGGCCUCUCUGUCCUUUACUGUGUCUCACCAGGUGAAACCCAGGCUCAAAUGUGAAGUCAGUUACCCAGGAGCCAAAGCAUUGGCCAUUUCGAAGGAUCUGCAUGUGACAUUUUCCCCAAAAGAUGUAACGGUUCAGGUCCAGUCCUUGAUAGUGCAGGAGGGGGGCAGCGCCUUGUUGGUCUGCUCAUGUAAAGCUGACCCUCCAGUGUCUGAGUACCGCUGGUCCUACAGUCAACACGGCCGCACGGUACACCUCCACCAGCGCACACACACAGUCCGGCUGUUCAACGUGACCCGAGACAUGAGGGUCCGCUGCUCGGCACAGAACCUGAUUGGUCGAGGAGAGUCCCGGCCCACGCUGCUGAACAUACGAUAUAAACCAAUCAUUCUCCGGCUGUCCUCCAUCUGUGUUGUGGAGGAUCAGAAGGUGCUGUGUCGCUGUUCAGUGAACUCCAACCCCAAACCAGCAGUUACCUGGAGCGUGAAUGGUACUAUCCCACCUCGUGAUUACAACGUGUCGGUAACAUCUGAGCCCGACACGCUAACAGCUACUCUGAGGGGCCGCAUGGACAAACCUCAGACUGUGAUCUGCUUUGCUUUCAAUGCAAUGGGAAAUGACUCCCUGGUGUUGCUGCAGGGAGGUGAAGAGAUGGCACCUUUGUUGUGGAUGGUGAUACCCGCUGUGUCCAUUUGCCUGGUCAUAUUCCUUCUGUCUCUUUUUUUCUACUGCUGCCGAAAGAGAGCUGGAAAACAUGUCCUGAGUAGACGCCCAGCCAAGUACCCUGAAGGAUUGGGAAUUUAUCAGGAUCGGAUGCCCCUCUACGUUAACUGCACAGAAGUGACCCAUAUCUACACCAACGGCAGCUACCAACUUGUAUACCAGAACUGCACACCUCUUUUUGUCCAUACUAAACAGAUACGUCCAAUUGGCAGACGAGGUGGGGAGAGAAGAAGAAGAGAUGGAGAGGGUGGAGGAAUAGACAGACGAGCGGGUUUGGGAGUCAGAGGCACGAGAGAGGUGCAGAGCACUGCUGUGGGCGAUGCAGAGACGGCCAUAUACUUGGAGAUCCUCUGAGCCCACUGUUGAGAUGUUGCAUAAUUCUACUGCUACAUUAAACUUAUAUUCAGAUUCUUUCUCACACUGAUGGCAAUGCAUAGAUUAUGUAAAUUCCAGUUGUAUAUAUUGUACAUGCAUUGUGUGAUCUCUUGAAUAGCUACUGGUGGUCUAUCACUCUCCAAAUUUCCAUAUUAAACAAUUUCUAUCUCUGCUUGCCUGUAACCUUCCUCUGUGCUCUUUUUUUUUUUUUUUUUUAAACAUGAAAAGGUUUGAUAAAAGAGUUUUUUUCAUCUUGUGUCUAUUCUACAACCCACACAAUCACUCAAAUUUGAUUUGGUCUUGCCAGUCUACUGCUGCUCCAAUUACAUUUUCAACAGCUGCAGCAUGUCUAACACAAAGUGAUUCUCAGACGGUGUUUUAAAUGAGGAAGUGUAUCACAGUGCUCAUAAGAGAAUAUGUGUUGUCAUUUCAGGAAAAGCACAGCUCUAAUAAUAUAUAAUAAUAAUAAUAAUAAUAAGCAUCCCAGUGAAAUUGAACUUUUUAGUAGUUUUUCCACACAAAAUGGCACAAGCAAAUGUUUACAGAAGUGAUAUUCACUGUGACUGCAGAGGAAGAAAAUACUGGGAAUCCACCCACAAAGUCCAUCCAAAAGAACCCACUAUUAUCAAUAUAUAAAUGAUUGCAGUCUAACUUUCACAUCCAUUUACAUAUAUAAUUCAACUGUUUAAGUAGAUGUCUAAAUGUUUCGUUGUUAAGAGCAUUUACAUAGUUUGACUUUUGGCAGAAGUCUGUGUUUUAAGUGCACUGAUGUACUGAUGCAUUUAUGUACACUGGCCUAGGUAUUGUAUUCUAUAUACAGUAGCUUUGUAAUUUUGGUUUAUUUGGUUUAGUUUUUUUCUACUUUUAUUAUACUCCUGUACCCUACUAAUUACUGUAUCUGUAUACAUUAAGAUGUACCUUUCCUAUUUGUUUUUCCUUUGCUUUGUUUUUAUCCUUUUUUGUCUUUAUCUGGUUUGUGUUUGGUGCUUCUAUAUGACGCCCACUAGGGAUGAAGACAGUGUUAUCUGAUUUCUAGAAAUAAAAGAUUAGAGAAC